Messenger RNA from Peromyscus eremicus (cactus mouse), 1365 nucleotides. RefSeq names its product C1q and TNF related 1 (gene C1qtnf1). Bases 4 to 846 code for a protein of 280 amino acids. Lineage: Eukaryota; Metazoa; Chordata; Mammalia; Rodentia; Cricetidae. The transcript is spliced from 3 exons. Gene Ontology annotation, molecular function: protein binding. The record is from RefSeq and is a predicted model, not a curated record.
AAAAUGGGCUCCUAUGGACAGGGAUUCGUGCUGGGAUGCUGCCUGCUGCUGGCCAUUGCCUGGGGCCCAGUCCUGAGCCUUGUGCCCCCAGGCCAACAGGAACAGCUGGAGUGGGAAGAGAAGGAGGGGCCGCCCUCUCCUCUGGACCAUGAGAAGAGGGAUGAAGACACACGUGAGAAGUAUAGCCCCAGCCAGGGCCAGGACCCCACUUCCGGGUGCUACCGUUGCUGUGACCCUGGCAUGCCUGUAUACCAGUCAAUCCCCCCACCCCAAAUCAACAUCACCAUCCUGAAAGGUGAGAAAGGUGACCGAGGGGAUCGAGGCCUCCAGGGGAAAUACGGGAAAACAGGUUCUACAGGCGCCAGGGGCCAUGUUGGCCCCAAAGGGCAGAAGGGGUCCAUGGGGGCUCCUGGAGACCGCUGCAAGAGCCACUAUGCAGCCUUCUCUGUGGGCCGAAAAAAGCCUUUGCACAGUAAUGACUACUUCCAGCCUGUGGUCUUUGACACCCAGUUUGUGAACCUCUAUGAACACUUCAACAUGUUCACUGGCAAGUUCUACUGCUAUGUGCCGGGCAUCUACUUCUUCAGCCUCAAUGUGCACACUUGGAACCAGAAGGAGACGUAUCUGCACAUCAUGAAGAACGAGGAGGAGGUGGUGAUCCUGUAUGCACAGGUGAGCGACCGAAGCAUUAUGCAAAGUCAGAGCCUGAUGCUGGAGCUGCGUGAACAGGAUGAGGUUUGGGUGCGCCUCUUCAAGGGCGAGCGUGAGAAUGCCAUUUUCAGUGAUGAGUUCGACACCUACAUCACCUUCAGUGGCUACCUGGUCAAGCCAGCCUCUGAGCCUUAGCUGCCACUCCCCAUGGUACUGUCACAGACUGAUGACCUCCUUGCCUGUCACCCCUGCCCAUUCCUGCAUUCCACGGACACUGGAGCCCUGCCCCAGGCUGACCCCUUCGUCUCUCCCCUCAGUCCUGGCUUCUUUGGCCUUGGUGUCCUUAGUUUUGGUUUUUGACAAGACGCCCGUGGCCACUGGGAAGUCCAAAGGGCUGUGUGGUCCUGGGUCUGGCUGCGGCUCUUGAUAGAGAGCUGCUGGCAGAUGAAAUCAUCGGGUGGGGUGCCUAUGAGGACUUUGGGAGACCUCCAGCUCCUUCUGUGUACACAGCCUUAGACAACCCUGUGGUGCACUGUCCUGCGGCCACAGGGUGUUCCAGAGCACAGCCCCUGUGUGCUCCCAUUCCUGGACAUAAUUAAGCAAAUGCCAUGAGUUUCAAAGGAACAAAGUAAAGCAGAGAGACAGGAAAGUGGUGUUUGUUUUGGCCUUUCAUCCAGCUGGCUCUUAGAGAGAGGGAGGGAGGAAGGAGGAGAG